Messenger RNA from Styela clava, 2645 nucleotides. The record is from RefSeq and is a predicted model, not a curated record. NCBI's taxonomy places the organism in Eukaryota, Metazoa, Chordata, Ascidiacea, Stolidobranchia, Styelidae.
UCUAACCUACGCUGUUCAGGCAUCAACUUUCAGUGGAGCAAAAUUCUUGGAUUUGAAAUGAAGAUUCCGAUUCAAUACAUUCUUCUUAUGUUUAUCGAGGCAUUUCAAUUGAUUAAAGGUGAGAAAUGCUGGAUGCCUAUGGUUUGCGACGGGAAACCCACUUGGAGAGACGUUAAUACUAAAGGACAGUGUACAAAAGAAGAAGAUAAGGCUUUGGAAGCUUUAACGGAAAAAUUAGACGGGAUGGAAAGUAAGUUCCAUCAAUUAAAAAUGACCAUGGAAGAAUCAGAGACAAUUUCAGUGCCACCCUUUGUUGUAGGUGUCAAAGAAAUGACCACGCACUCUGUUGUAGGUCUCAAAGAAAUGACCACGCCCUUUGUUGUAGGUGUCAACGAAACGACCACGCCCUCUGUUGUAGGUGUGUCAGAGAACCGACCACGCCCUCUGUUGUGUCGAAGAAACGACCACCCCCCAAGGUAUAAAAGUCUAUGUCUUUUUGUACCGCAUGCAGUCGAUCUUACAUGUGAUUUUGAAUCCUCAACCAACCCUACAUGCGGCUACGCGAGAGUUAAUGGAACAUUUCAGAGAGAAUACAGAGAUAAUGACGUUACAGGUUAUGUUCUUGCUGGUAAUGGUACAAUCAGAUCCUUACCCAAGGCUUUGGCUGGCAAUGAGGAACUAUGCAUGAGUGUCGACAUAAAAGAGACAUCUGAUGGAGAACUGGUGGCUAAGGCUUACAAUGGAACUGUAACGAAAGCAAUUUGGCCGUUUUCUGCGUCUACUUUCUGGAAAACCGAGAAAUUCAUUUUAAAGAAAGUAAACUCUGCAGAUACAGAGGUCCAACUUGAGCUUGUGGCAUCCGGGAACGUAGAGUUAGACAACAUAACAACUUUGAACUCCUCCGAAUGUUAUGGUCUAGAAUAUGGCGUUGUCUAUAAUUCCAAACGUUUUCGAGCGAUCUUGAGCGGGGGCGUCACGUUAAGCGUCGCUGAAUCUCUAUGCGAAAACAAACUGGCUAACAUUUAUGACGUCACACACUACAACCUGCUUCAAGAUUAUUUACGAACAAUGAUUCCUGAUGACCGGUCACUAAUUGGUCUUCGUAUCGGAAUGACUUACGAGAACGGUCAGCUGUAUUCAACGACGGGCCAAGCUAUAUCUCUGCCAACUGAGGUUUGGUAUCCCAACUUUCCACAUUCCGAUGCAUCGCGCACAGAUGUUGUUGUUCGUGUCAGAGAAAACCCUGAAGAAAAUAAUCAAGGGAUUUCUAAUGUUACUCCUUCCAAUGUACAAUACGCAGCCAUCUGUGAAAAUGAAUUAUAACUUUGUCUUUUGAAUGAUCGAAAAACAAAAAAACGUAGAAUUACUUGAGAUUAAGAGUUAUUGUUAUUCACCCUAGUAGAUAAGUAUUUCCACAGUUGAACAAGCAUAUGCUCUCGAAAAUUCGUUAGCCACACAUACAUCCUAAUUUAUACCCCAACUUACUGUUUCCACGGCACACAGUUGAACGAGCAUAUCAAGUAAAUAUAUCCUGCAUGCGGUAUGGCAUGACCUUGAUAAGGGAUACUUAUCACUUGUAUGAGGCGGUUAGUUUACCGAUACUUUUACUUAUUGAAUGCAUUUAAAACGUCACGAUGAUGGGGAUUUUGUAACUGCCUGAGAUGUUUCAAAUUUUUAUUCAGAACAAGGCUCUGCUUACUUAUACUUGGAAAACUAAGAAUCGUUUGUUUUGGCUAAAUUCGAACUGUAUUACAUAUAUCACAAUGAGCCUGAGAUACAUAGGUCACAAUCGGCCUUCUAGAAGAGUUAUGUUCGCAUGAUAUUUGAAAUUAUAUUGAAAAGAGACGGAAUCGAUGACCAUGUUCUCUUAUUUGCUCCACACAAUCAAUAUAUGUUGAACCGAUGCGAUUUAAUGCCCACUUAUUCUAAUGUUCUGCCUGACGGGCUUUUCUUGGGUAGGAAUUUCAAUAAAACUGCAUUCAUUGUUAGAUUUCCACCGAACAAACUAUUUUUUAUUUUUUAGAUAUGUUUGAAGUUAUUAUUUUAACCAAUUUGUUUCUGAGUGAAUGUAAAUAAUCUUAAAAUAUUGGCGAUUCGUUUUAUUCAAAUAUAUAUUUCAUGUUCGAGAAAUUUCCUUGAAUUACAAAAAUGUUUGAUACUACGUCUUCGUAUCUGUAACCUCUAAAUAUCUAAAAAUUUUAAGUUUUAAAAAGACAUCGUCUUUAAAUAUUCGUCAUUGAACCUUUUUGAUGAGGCUGUAAAAUCGGAGAAAAUCACAAUCGAAUCUGAAAAAAUAAAACUAAUAAUGAAACCUUUGGUAAAUGCAAACUUUCUUUAAUUAAUUCGAAUUUAUGGUGAAAUUUUGAUUUUUUUUUGAAAACAUUAAAAAUCUACAAUUCCGACAAAUUCAGAUCUCGCUCUAGUGGGAACUCCGACUCAACAGCCCUGUAUUUUUUCAAGUUUGUCAUUUUGCGAUGAAUCGUUUUAUGAGAAUCAUUUAAAAAACUUGAAAUCAAAAUGACCAUAAACAAAUGUACAGAGUAGUUUUAAUAUAAACAUAAUUAGUCGGAAUGGAUUUUUUAUUAUUUUGCAGAAUUUAUUUUGUUAUUGCUAUUUUAACUUUUUUACCUACGAAUACCAUUCUA